ACCAGCAAAUAUUGACAGAGUGAAGGUCGUGGCAAGACCCUUUGGCCCAAGUCUGUCGUGGAAGGACAAGCCUGCAGUUCAAAGGGACUGGUCCACUGGAUUUGCAUGAACAGAACCUGGGCAAUUUCUAAAACUGAGUUUUAAAACUGGCAGCUCUUUUACCAGCUCUUUGUGUUUUUGAGAAGCCCCUCCCUGUACCAACUUCCUUACAGCUGUUCUUGUUUCCUGUUGUAGGAUUUUUUUUCAUUUCCAGAGAAGGGAAAUCAAUACAACCCUUCCAUAGGAGGGAAGUGGUUGGUCUGAUCUUAAGCAGUGUUAGAAGAUCUAUUUUAAUCCAAACCAGGCAUCUGGGCUGGGUUAAUUGUAACCUGGGUCAAGCAAUGGAUCACAAGAUGUUUUCUCGGUUUGCGUGCUGUCUUGUGGUUGUGUGGCUGGUUUCUGCCUCAGAUGAGAGCUGUCCAGAACUUCCCCCAGUGGACAAUAGCAUAUUUGUUGCAAACAAGAUGGAAGGAAAAAUCCUGGGGACUUACUUGUGUAUCCAGGGCUACCACCUGGUAGGAGAGAAAACCCUUUUCUGCAACGCCUCUCUGGAGUGGAAUGGCUCCCCUCCCGAGUGCCGCUUCGGCCACUGUCCCAACCCUGUGCUGGCGAAUGGUGAGUUCAGUUCCUUGGGGCCUGUGAGUGUGAAUGACAACAUCACAUUUAAGUGCAAUGAGCACUACAUCCUCAAGGGCAGCAGUUGGAGCCAGUGCCUGGAGGACCACACCUGGGUGCCACCCUUUCCCGUCUGCAAAAGCAGACACUGUGGCCCUCCUGGGAAUCCAGCUCAUGGCUAUUUUGAAGGAGGAGAUUUCAGCUCAGGAUCUACCAUUACUUACUACUGUGAAGAGAAGUACCACUUAGUGGGCACGCAGCACCAACAGUGCAUUGAUGGGGAGUGGAGCAGUGCAAUUCCAGUCUGUGAGCUGAUCCAAGAAGCUCCCACACCAGCUCCACAGACUGAGUGUGAGAAGGCGCUUGAGAGUGAGGAAGUUUGCAAAGCUGUAAAGAAAUUUAUGCAAAGAUUACAGGAAAAUGGCUUAACAAUGGAGGAACUAAAAUAUUCUCUGGAAAUGAAGAAAGCUGAGUUGGCAGCAAAAAUGUUACCCUGACAUUGUAACUAAGCAGACUAGGUAAUAGAAAUACACAUAUGAAUAAAUUUUUCUCUUGGUUCUGAAAUUGGUUUCAGGUUUUUCUCUCAUUGGACUGAAAUGCAACUUCAUAGGAACCAGCUGCAGUUGUAUAAUGCAC
Ceratotherium simum simum (southern white rhinoceros) is the source of this 1290-nucleotide messenger RNA. NCBI's taxonomy places the organism in Eukaryota, Metazoa, Chordata, Mammalia, Perissodactyla, Rhinocerotidae. The record is from RefSeq and is a predicted model, not a curated record.